GUUGUGCGAGAUUUAGACGUGAAUACCGAGGAAGAUGUGUUUGUUUUCCUCCAUAUUCAGAAAACCGGUGGGACGACAUUUGGUAAACAUUUGGUUGACGAUUUGAUGUGGACCCGCCAUGCUUCUGUUACAAGCGAAAAAAGAAGCAUUGCGACUGUUUCACGAAGAACAGAAAGAUCUGGCUAUUUAGUCGAUACUCAACGGGGUGGUCAUGUGGCCUCCAUCCCGACUGGACAGAGCUGACCGCUUGUGUUGAUGCAAUGAUGAAUAAGAAGGAAAAAAUGAAACGCAGGAGAAGGUACCUGUACGUGACAAUCCUUCGAAACCCGGUAAAGAGAUUCCUGAGUGAAUGGCUGCACGUUCGGCGUGGCGCAACAUGGAAGACAGCCAAGUUGGCCUGCAACAACAGAUCUGCCACAUUGGAAGAGGUCCCAUUCUGUUACGACACAGUUGACUGGAAAAACGUGUCAAUAGAAGAGUUCAUGAACUGUCCACAUAACCUGGCCAUAAAUCGCCAGUCUCGAAUGCUGGCAAAUCUAACUCUUGUCAACUGUUAUAACACAACCGGAAUGUCAACAGACCAACGCAAUGCCAAAAUUUUAGAAAGUGCAAAAGAAAAUCUGCGCAAACUGUCUUUUUUCGGCUUGACCGAGGUCCAGAAUUUGACUCAGAAGUUGUUCGAAAAUACCUUUGGAUUAGAGUUUGCUGAGGAUUUCGUCCAAUGGACAUCCACGAGGAGCAGCCAAAGUGGUCUUCCUAAGUCAGUUAUUGAUCGAAUUAUUGAAUUAAAUAAAAAUGAUAUACUCUUGUACCAGUAUGCAAAGGAUUUGUUUUAUCAACGUGUUACAGAAAUGAUGAAGGACCUCGAUUCAAACUCUUCGGAAGAGGAUUUGAAGAAUCUGAAAAAAGAAGAUUCUUUCGUGUUUUGAUACAGAUGAAGGAAAAGGGUUUGUUUAUCAAAGAGUUGAUGAAGUGUCGCUGCAUCCUCAUCGAGACUGGCAACUUCACUGACUGUUGUAUUAUUGUAACUUAAUUUAAACAUAUGUUGUAGCUGUAGAGUCUCAUUAGAUCU
Haliotis rubra (blacklip abalone) is the source of this 1072-nucleotide messenger RNA. Its product is annotated as heparan-sulfate 6-O-sulfotransferase 1-A-like. Gene Ontology annotation, molecular function: heparan sulfate 6-sulfotransferase activity. Gene Ontology annotation, cellular component: membrane. NCBI's taxonomy places the organism in Eukaryota, Metazoa, Mollusca, Gastropoda, Lepetellida, Haliotidae. Bases 261 to 929 code for a protein of 222 amino acids. The record is from RefSeq and is a predicted model, not a curated record. The transcript is spliced from 2 exons.